Molecule: messenger RNA, 4723 nt
Organism: Pygocentrus nattereri (red-bellied piranha)
Lineage: Eukaryota; Metazoa; Chordata; Actinopteri; Characiformes; Serrasalmidae
Gene: smc6
Product: structural maintenance of chromosomes 6
Exons: 27
Coding region: 147-3449 (1100 amino acids)
Biological process (GO): double-strand break repair via homologous recombination
Cellular component (GO): Smc5-Smc6 complex; nucleus; site of double-strand break
Molecular function (GO): damaged DNA binding; single-stranded DNA binding; ATP hydrolysis activity
Source: RefSeq, a predicted model, not a curated record
UCUCUGAGCUGAGCGAAGGUGCUGAACUAACAGCCCAGCAGGUUAGCUAGCAUAGCUUUAGCCACACCUACAGUUCACAACAGUAGCUAACCAGGAAGCAGCCAGCAAAUAUAGUUAGCUUUUUAAAACAAGACAUUCACUUCCACAUGCAGGGGAAUGGAUUUGAGCAUAUUUGUACAAUGAACAAGAGAAAGUCCAAUGUCCAGAGUCUGCCGAAACCCAGCAAAAUUUGCAGGACAGAGGACACGACCCAUGUCCAAGAUGAGGAUGACUUUGAUGAAGACGGAGGGCUUCAUCAGGAGCACUCUUUUUCUACCUCGAGCGCAGGAGAUAUUGGUGUAAUUGAGAGCAUCACUUUGAAGAACUUUAUGAGCCACCAUUUGCUUGGCCCUUUCCAGUUUGGACCAAACGUGAACUUUAUUGUUGGAAACAAUGGAAGUGGGAAGAGUGCAAUUCUCACUGCACUUAUUGUGGGCCUGGGUGGAAAAGCAACUACAACCAACAGAGGAGCCUCUCUGAAGAGUUUUGUAAAAUAUGGAGAGAGCUCUGCAGAAGUCACAGUAAAAUUGCGAAACAGAGGGAGUGAUGCUUAUAAAGGUGAUACAUAUGGAGAUUGCAUCUCCAUUGAGCAGCGGAUCACAAGUGAUGGGUGCAGGACUUGCAAAAUCAAAAACAAACCUGGUCACAUUGUCUCCACUAAGAAAGAAGAGUUAACAGCAAUAUUGGAUCAUUUCAAUAUACAGGUUGACAACCCAGUCUCAAUCCUAAAUCAGGAAAUGAGUAAGCAGUUCCUGCAUUCAAAAAGUGAAGCAGAUAAGUACAAGUUUUUCAUGAAGGCAACUCUGCUAGAGCAGAUGAAACGAGACUACAUUCAUAUCAAGCAGACCAAAGCUGUGACUCGGGACCAAGUGGAAAGGCAGGAGGAGUGUCUCAAAGACCUGAGACAAUUGUUUUUACAAAAGAAAGAAAAGUAUGAGAGUUUAUCAGCGCUUGAAAAUAUGAAGCAGACUCUGGAGGAUUUGAAAAAAAAAAUGGCAUGGUGUCUGGUGAGAGAAAAAGAGUGGCAAGUACAGCAGUUGAAGGAAGAAAUUGAUAAAGAACAGAACAAUAGAGCAUUUGAAGAAAAGCUUCUGCUCUGCCAGAGCAAAGUUACUCUUGCUGAAAAGAAAUUGCGGGACAAUCAGCAGAAGCUUGAGAGAGUGAAAGAGGAGGAGGAACGUCUGGCAGAAGAAAGUAGAAAAAUAAAAGAAGAGGUCAAGCUCAAGAGUAAAGCUCAGAAGAGCCAGGAAGUGGUGUACUUCCGUGCAGAGAAUAAAUUGAAACAGUUAGAAAAGGAACAAUGUCUUUUCCAGGAGAGAAUUCACAAAAUAAGUAAUAGUAAUGGCGGAAGGAAUCGUGAGUCGGAGCAUGCACAGCGAAUAAAGAAAAUAUCUGCUCUGAGGAAUCAGUUGGAAAAACUUGGGACUGAAUCUAUAGAACUUAAUCAGGAAAUCAAAGAGAAGCAGCAAGCCCUUUUCAAAGGAAGGGAAGAAUAUGACAAGCUAAGCAUGGAAGAAAAGAACAUCCAGGUCUCUCUGGAAACCAAGCUGAAGAGGAAAAACCAACUCACAGCCAGCAGAUCUAAUAGACUGAGACGAUUUGGAGAUCGCAUGCCAGAGCUGUUGGAGUCUAUUGACAAAGCAUACGCUCAAGGACGGUUCAUUAAGAAACCAGUGGGGCCGAUAGGCGCAUGCAUCAGCCUUAAGGAUCCUAGUUUAGCUGUGGCUGUGGAAAGUUGCUUACGGAGUUUCAUGAAAACCUUUUGCUGUGACAACUACAAAGAUGAGAGGGUCUUGCAGGAGCUGAUGUCUCCACACUUUCCCAGAGGCUGUAGGCCACAGAUAAUGGUGUGCCCUUUCACAGACUGUGUUUACAAUGUUCAAAGCCGAGGUGUGCACCACCCGGAGUUCCCAUCUGUUUUGGACAUCCUCAUCAUUAACAACCCUGUGAUAACUAACUGCCUGAUAGAUAUGAGGAGCAUUGAAUGCAUUCUUAUUAUCAGAGAAAAUGCUGUUGCAAGGAGACUUAUGCAAGGUGGAAGGCCCCCAAGAAAUUGCCGGGAGGUCUUCACUGCAGAGGGUGAUCAGGUGUUUACUAAUCGCACGUACACCCCCGAACGUGAAGUUAUAGUCAAAUACCUUGGUGGGGAUCCUGAGGCAGAAAUUCGUUUGGUGCAGUCAGAAGUGGAAAAUCAUCAGGCCCAACUGAGCAGGUUUCAGCUUCACUUAAGUUCUGUAAAGCAAGACAUUCAGUCCAUGGAAGAGAAGCUGCGUAGCGUAUUCAUAGCAUGCAAAAGAAAUCAGGAGAGCAUAAAUCGGGUUAAAGCAUCUAUAACAGAGCUUGAGAACAUUGAAGAGUCUCAGACUGAGGACAUCAGUUCCCUGGAAGAAGAAGCUCAAGAAAAUGAGCAGAAAAUCGAGCUGGAGAGAAAAAAUGUAAAAGAGGCACAGAGUGAAUUGGAAAAGCAUAAUAAAGUUCUCAUGGAAAUUGAUCGGAAGCACCAAGACAUGAAAAAUAAAAGGGAGCAGCUCACAGAUGAAACGGAGCAGUUAAAGGAGGAGCAAGUGAAAGCUGCGGCCGAGUGCAGUAAACUGGAGCAAAGCCUCAAGAUUUUGGAAAAAAAACUCAAAGCACAUCAGGAUAACAUUCAGGCCAUGAGAGCUGAACUUGGCCUUAAGAUAGAGGAGAAAGAGGACUUUGAAGCAAAAGCCAGAGAAAUCUGUCCCAUUCCUCAAAGACCAGAUCGGAGUGCUGAGAGCAUUGAUACAGAGAUCAUACGUCUCCGCCAAAAGAUCAGUUCACAAGAGAGCAGCCAUGGCAACCAGGAGCAAGUGAUUAGGGAAUAUGCAGAGGCUCAUGGUAAUUACAAAAACAAAUCCGGCCAAGUGAGAGAUCUGAAGAGGUUCAUUGAUCGCUUGGACAACAUCAUGACUGACAGGCAGGCCCGAUAUAAAACACUGCGAAGAUCCCUCUCUGUGAGAUGCAAGUUAUACUUCAACAAUUUCCUUAUCAAGCUGCACUGCUGUGGGUCCAUGAUGUUUGAUCACAACAAUGAAACCCUCUCAAUUUCAGUGAAGCCUCCAGGUCAAGAGAAAGACAACAUCAAUGACAUGAGGUCUUUGUCUGGUGGAGAGCGAUCCUUCUCCACUGUUUGCUUUAUUCUGUCAUUGUGGGAGAUCACUGAAUCACCCUUCAGGUGCCUGGACGAAUUUGAUGUCUACAUGGAUAUGCAUAAUCGUCGAAUCUCACUGGACCUCCUUCUUGAGCUCUCUGAGCGGCAGCAUUUGCGCCAGUUCAUUUUCAUCACCCCUCAGAGUACCAGCAGUCUACCCAAAAGUCCACAUAUUAAAAUACAUCAGCUUCAAGAUCCAGAGAGAGAAAGCGAGGAGGCUUUGCAAAGCACUCAGUGAAAAGAUGAGACUGAAGUAAAUUUCAUUCGAGAGAAUGAAUGGUAUAUUUUUAUACAUGAAUUUUAUUUUAUUUAUAUUAUUUUAUUCUCAGUGUUUAAUAUAACCUGUUAAAGCCUGAAACUGUAAUUAACCAACAUUUUCUACAAACAAGACAGAACUAUUUGUUUAAUGCUGCCUGUUUUUUGGGGCCCAGGUGUGGUAUUUCCUGUGUUUUAGCUUAUUAUCUCCUUUUGUAUCACCUGCUAACUUCCUGUUACUGUGUUGAAGGAAAGAGGAAAGAUAGAAGUUAAAGACUUUUUGCCCUCUGUUUAGGGCAGGUUUACAAUACAAAGAUGAGUUGAGAGAGCACCUGUAUUCUUUUUUGUUGUUUGUAGGGAUGCAGCAAUACCAAUUGUCUGUUCCGAAACAAUACCUGCCGAUCCCGAGUGCUCAUACUGAUCAAAACUCGAACCUUAGCUCAUUAGGUGCCUAUAAAUGCUCAUAUUUAUACUGUUCCACUUUUGGGAUAUUUUAUUUUGUUAAAAGCAGUGUUCUGUAUCAGAGAUAGAACAUUCCAAGCUCGAAUAAAUGCAUUUAUUGGUUAGAUAAUUUGAAUGAUUUCAGAGUUAUGAAAUGUUGUGCUCUUUGUCGUGUUUAAUCUUCACAUGCUUAAUUAAAUUUCUAAUUUCUAAUUUUAAUUAAAAUCCUUGCAAGGAUCUGCAAUACAUAUUUUGAAGUGAGCACUGUUGUCUAUUGCUUGUCUCGAGCAUGAAAUAAUCCCACACUGCCAUCAUGUUGCUUGCUUCAGUUAAGUUCGGUCUACAGAAAUUGCUUCAUGGUAUCAGUAUUCUCUAUUGCUGACACCAAUACUGUAUUUAAGUGGCAGUUUAAAUAAGAGACGGAUACAGAAUCGGAUGAAACACUAGUCACUCGGUUCUCUUUAAGUAUCACACAGCCAAACACAUACCAUAUGUUCUGAAAACAGCCCAUAGACAGUUUAUUGAUUUGAAUCACAAUGUUGUCAGUGCAACGUUACAUACUGAGUUGAAGACAUGCCACAAAUAAAACACAAACAUCAUAUUACACAAUCAAAUGACUUUAAAUUUGGUAUUUCAUUUCCAUGUUAGGUACAAAUAUUUACAUGGCAAAGAUAUACAUCUGCAGUUUUGGGAUUUUACAAACACAAGAUUACUUUCUACAAGGAGGGCUUUGGAGGAAAAAAAAACUGUGCAGCAUCCUGAGCCUUAUUGGACAUACAUGGGCUUGAUGCUUUUGUGUGAAAAGCAAGAAAACAG